Messenger RNA from Heterobilharzia americana, 1512 nucleotides. Lineage: Eukaryota; Metazoa; Platyhelminthes; Trematoda; Strigeidida; Schistosomatidae. The record is from the annotation of a GenBank genome assembly.
AUGGUGCACUUGGCGCCAGGGGUGAAGUUUUUUCAGAGAUGGCUCCCGCCUCUGAACUCGAAAACUGGUCGCGUGCAUGUGUUCUUCUUCACCUUAGUAAUUUACACGGGCUACCACCUCUCCAGGAAACCAAUUAGUAUUGUUAAAUCAGUACUUCAUGGCAAUUGUUCUGAAGAGGCUCGUAGGGAGGGGAAGAGCAUAGUCCCUGAGAACGAGACAUUCUGUGACUGGGUACCAUUUGAUGGUUUGAAUUACGACUCUCUCUUCGGAACGCUCGAUCUCAUUUUCCUUUCUUUCUAUGCUGCCAGCAUGUUCAUAAGCGGACAUAUUGCGGAUAAAAUCGAUUUGAGGAUAUACUUGUGUAUUGGUACUCUUUUGUCUGGUGUAACAACAAUUGCUUUUGGUCUUGGAUACUUCUUCAACAUUCACUCAUUUGCAUAUUAUGCAAUUGUUCAAGGUUUUGCUGGAAUAGUGCAAGCAUCUGGUUGGCCAGCUGUUGUCGCUUGUAUGGGCAAUUGGUUUGGUAAAAAUAAGCGAGGAUUUUUUAUGGGUGUUUGGACAGCUCACAGUAGUAUUGGAAAUAUUCUGGGUUCUUUAGUUGCUGGCGCUUUUGUAGAAACAGCUUGGGGAUGGUCAUUUAUUGUUCCAGGCUUAAUAAUUGGAUUUCUUAGUAUACCAAUAUACCUGUUUCUUGUACCAUAUCCUGAGUCCGUUGAAGUCCCACCUCCAAUUCAACACAAUCCAAAUGAGUAUACUUCUAUGGAUAAACCAAUCAGAGAUGAAUAUUCAUCUGAGGAAUUGCAUGUAACAAGCAGUUCACAAAGUAAUCUUUUAUUACUGAAUAAAGAUGAUUCUACAUCAUUUCUGCGUGCAUUAAAAGUACCUGGUGUUAUUGAAUACUCAUUGACCUUAUUCUUCUCAAAACUAGUUUCAUACACCUUUCUAUUUUGGUUACCGAUGUAUAUACGCGAUGCAGGUGGUUUCGAUCCAUCAUCAUCAGCAGAUUUAUCAGCUGUUUUUGAUUUAGGCGGAAUACUUGGUGGAAUUGUAGCUGGUUAUGUGUCAGAUAAUACUGGAUCAAGUGCUAUCACAUGUGUUGUUAUGCUGGCAAUAUCAAUACCUACAUUGUACUUAUACUCGAUUGUGGGCUUUCGUUCUUUGGGGCAUUGUAUAGGUUUGCUAAUACCAUUGGGUUUAUUUGUUAACGGUCCGUAUGGUUUGAUUACAACAGCAGUUUCAGCUGAUUUGGGUACUCAUCCUUCAUUGUCUUCAAACUCUCGUGCAUUGGCCACUGUAACAGGUAUCAUCGAUGGAACAGGUUCAGUUGGCGCUGCACUUGGUCCCUUAUUAUGUGGUCUAUUAAAGCCAUAUGGAUGGUCUGUUAUUAUUAUUAUGCUUAUGGUAGCUUUGGCUUUCGCAGCUAUUCUCUUGUUCCGUAUUGUAGCCAAUGAAAGUCGUCAGUGUUGCCUUCGUAAUCACCACACUUCAUCAUCAAUUACUGUUAGUGCAUAA